AUGUGUCAAGACACGGAUGAUAAGCAACAGCAGAUAGAACAGAAAUACUCUUUUGAGAAUGAUGGUGGGCACACCUUUGUGACCAAGACCUCCAGCCAUAGCCUUGACACAAACCCAGCCGUCGUCCUCGUCGAGACCCGUCAUCGCCAGGCAAGACGUGGUGGAGGAACGUUCACAAGGCUAAGGCAGACAUCGGAUUAUCGAGUGAAAACUUCGCUUUCCUCGCCCACAGAUUUGUUAGCUCAACAGCUCGUUCGAGUUAUUGAAUCUGAUGCAGGCAACAGUCCUAUUCCACGAAAGGCUUGGCUUCGUCUGUUGCCAUCACGACUACCAUCAUCGCCGAUCCUUUGUGACGCAGUUCUACUUUUCUCAAACUGCUGGGACAAGUCUCUGCAAAACACAUCGAUCUCUCCCUUUGAUCAUCAUGCCUACCAAAAGGCUUUGGGCAGUCUUCGACCGGCGAUUGAGUCACAGCCGAGCCUAGAUACGCCUACUGCUGCCGCUAUCUUAUUGUUGCAAUCCUCUGAGUUCUACUUCAACCUAGACCGGGAAGCAAGCCAAGUCAAACACAUGGCGGGGCUUCAAGCUAUCAUAAGCAUCAAGGGGCUACCAUCACCCCUCGACGAAUUGGACCUACACCUAUUCUGCGAUAGUGUUGGAACUAUCGUCCUCAACAUGAUUCUCGACGGUGAUGACGAUGCGUUUCGAGGACCGCGCAUCGUUAACGCUAUGCACUCUGCACUUCACGAGGAUAUAGAAACACAAGGAAUAAGCUCGGAGCAGUACCGCCUGUGUCUGUUCACGAUAUACUGGUGCAAGCUUGCGUCUAGCCUGCGUCGUGUUAUCCAGGCGUCUGCCAUAGACUCAACCCUGACACUGAUGGCUGAGGCAAAAGAAGUUGCGGAUGCAUUAGUCCGAUUCGAAGAGGAGAAACUGGCACCGAUCUUGGCGGAUAGGACUAAAAUAUGGACUGUGCCUGAUGAUAGUGUCCCUGGCGGUUUCGCGUACCAGUUCUCUGACGAGAGUUACUGCGAACUCCUUCUGACACUUGUUACGAUUAAUAUCCCGGUCUGUCAGAUCCUGCUCUCCACUUGCGAGCUUCUUGCUCUGCCAGGUUAUCACCUGAGCCAGCGGCUUCAAAAAUUGAGCAAGCGCAUGUGGAUGUCGAUACCAUACGUCCAAAGCAGGUCCUUGGCACAACAGGGCAGCACGGUCGUGCCUCUGAUACUCUCGUUGGAGCAUGCUAAUUCGGCAUGGAGCGACAGUCUGGUAAGGACGAUAGUCGAAUUUUUGGGUCCUCGAUCUGUGUUCCUGCCACCAGAGCCGACCGAUUUCCUUUUGGAUCAUGCAAUGCGUCUCACUGGGCGAGCUCCUACGUAG
Messenger RNA from Clonostachys byssicola, 1380 nucleotides. Lineage: Eukaryota; Fungi; Ascomycota; Sordariomycetes; Hypocreales; Bionectriaceae. The record is from the annotation of a GenBank genome assembly.